AUGGAAAAGAGCUAUCACAUAAAGAAUAAAGAAGAGAAUAAUAAUAAAUUAGAUAAGUAUUACACGAAUGAGUUUCAAAUAUAUAAUAAUCUAGAAAAUAAUAGUUAUCAUAUGCCCUCCUCAAAAAUGAAUACAUUAAAAAUUAAGGGAUUAAUAAAAAGAAAAAAUAAAGAAUUUUAUGAUUUAAUUACAGUUAUAAGCCUAAAUAGUGAAGAAAUUGAAGAAAAAAUUGCUUCUAAAAAAGAAAACUUGAAAGAUAAUAUAGCUUUAAUGAAAAACAUGAAAGAUAUUAUGAAAAAUGAAAAGAAAAUGUUUAAAGAAAUAAAAACAGAAAAGAAAAUUACCUUAAAAAUCAAAGGAAAUAUAAAAAAUAUAUCUCAAAAAAAAAAUGAAAUAAUGAAGAAAUAUAAAGAAGACUCACUAAAUAAAUAUAUUCAUGGGUAUAUAAACGACGACAAUGAAUAUAUAGAUGAUAUUAUAGGCUAUCUGAAAAAGAUUAAAAAUAUAAGAUUUUCUGGAAAAGUUAGAAAAAUGAAAUCAAAGAAUGUUCAUUCUUCUCGCCAAGAAGAUAUUAAUGAUAGUGAUUAUAAAAAAAAAAAAGCAGAAAACAUAAAAAAGGUACCUAAACAUUAUGGUAUAGUAUCAAAAAAUAAAAUAGAAAAUAAAAAUGGAGUUGAAGAAAGGAUUUAUAAGUUACUUGAAGAAAAUAAUCCUCUUAAUAUAAAAAAAAAAAUGAUUAAAAAAAAAAAGGAAAAAAAAGCUAAAAAGUAUGAUGACAGUGAGAAUAAGAAAAAAUAUGUUAACUAUUCACCUGAUGAAUUAAAUGAACUAAAUGAAAAUAAAAAAUUAAUGAAUAAUUUACGAAUUUCAGAAUAUAUGUUAAUUAAAUUACUUAAAAAUGAUAAUAUAAAAAUAAAUAAUGCAAACAAUUUUGAUGAAAAACUCAAAAAAAAAAUAUCGUUGAAGAAUAAAAAUAGUUCUCUAAAAACAUAUUUAGAUCUUGAAAAAAGAAAGUUACAUUUUAAUGGUCUAUUAAAACAUAUUAAAAUAAGUAAUAAGCUUAUCCCAUCGAAUAAUCAUUCUCUGAAACAUUUUUUAUUAACAAAAAAACAAAAGGAAUAUAAUGAUAAGUUAUAUACUCAACUGUCAUUUUAUGACAAUAGUUUGAUUAAAAGUAAUGGCAAACUACAAGAAAAUUCUAAAAAUAAAAGUAAGGGAAGAAAAAAAGUUAGGAAAAACUCUUAUAAAAGCUAUUCUCUUCAUAGUGCAAAAGAUCAUGCUAUGGCUAAUGAUAUGAAUUGUACAUAUAAUCAAACUAAUUUAAGUUCAAACAGUAGUGAUGAAGAAAAUUUUACAAAAACAAAAAUAAAAAAUUCUAAGGGUUAUAAUGAAUAUUUUAAAAUAUUUCCUGAAUUUGAAAAAUGUAAACGUAAAGGUAUAUAUAAUACUAACAAAAGAAAUCAAAGAGGAAAUGAUAUCAGAAUUAUAAAAAGUAAAUCUAAAAAAAUGUUCUCAAGAGAUAAACUUAAGAAAAAAUCAGUAGAAUUAUAUGAAAAUUUAAUUGUAGAAGAAAAAAAUAAAAAAAUGUCUUCUUUUAUCUAUACGGGAAAUUUACCAAAUACAAAAAAUGCUUCAGACCUUUUAACUAAGAAUACCUUAAAAUAUAUAAACGAGAAAAGCAUGAAAAUUAAAAAAAAAGGCAUUAACAAUAGGAAGUUAGAUAAAAAAAGUUAUCAAACAAAUAAAUUAGUGAGAAAAACUAAUUUAAUAAAGACAAUAUCAGAUAAACUUAAUAAUAAUGAGGAAUUUACUCAAAAAAAUACCCUAAAUCCACAUAAAGUAGAUAUAAUAAAUUUAAAGGAGGUAAAUAUAAAUGUAGAAAAAUCCUUAGACAAAGAUACAAAAAAGCAUCCUUUAGAUUAUUCUAACAAAAAUGAAUUCACAAAUAUUUUGAAAACUAAUUCCAAAAAAAUGAUUAAUGAUAAAACCAAAAGUACUAAUCAAAAGCCAGGUUUAUCAUCAAAUGAAUUACGUUUACUAUUUAGUAAAAAAAAUAAUUAUGUAUCAAAAAAUACAAUUUUUAAAAAAGAAACUACAGUUAAAAUCCCUUUUACUAUAGAAAAGAAUGAAAAAGAAUGUUUUUCCAUUUUAAAUGAUGAAAAAUGUAAAUCUACUUAUUUGAAUGAGAAAUCAACAAAUUUAUUAAAAAGUAAAGGAGAAACAAACUCUAUAAAUAAGAGAAUAGUAAAUAAUGAAGUUAAUAACAAAGAUCAUAAUAUAGGGAAUGAAAUUUUAAGAAUUAAAACCAAUUCAUUGUCUUCAAAUAGUGAUAAUAUCAAGAAUAAAUAUUCUUCAGAGAGCAAUAAAAAUAAUAUUAGAGAAAUUCUUCCUAAUAAUUCUGAAGACAAAAAUAAUAAUGGUAGUUUUAUAAAUCAAAAGAAAAUCUACCAAGUCUUAAGAAAAGAUGAUAAUUUAAAAGAAAAUUAUGCUUCAUCAAAUAAUUUUGUUGGAAAUAAUGUGGGAAAAACCCCAAAAUUCAGCAGGAAAAAUGAAAGUAAGGAAAGCUCAUUAAAACAAAGUAUGAACAUAGAACAGACAAAUGUAAAAAAAAACAUAUUUUUAAAUAAUGAGAAUAUUAAAAUUACAUUGAAAGAAGAAUCAUUAAGUAAAGAUAAAUUAAUUAAAUCUCCUAUAAAAAGUUUUCAAAAUUCAAAAUUUUCUUUAAUAUCAAGUAAAAAUGAAGUUACCAAAAAUACAUUUUCGGAAAAAGAAUUAGAAAAUAUAUCUACCAAGGAAUUAAACAACGUUGAUUGUAAUAAAGAUGAAAUAUUAAAAAAGAGUGUUAUACAUAAUAUAAUUCUAGAUGUUAAUAAAAAUGAAAUUACAAGAAAAAAAGAUAGAGAUCCAUCUUCCAAUAAAAGAGAAGAAACAGAAACCAGGCCAUCUACCACAUCUUUUGAAAAAAAUGUAAUUAAGAAUCAAUAUCAAAAAUUGCAAAACAUAAAAAAAUAUAUUAACAAAGAAAAUGAAGCAAAACAAUUUUCAAAUGUACUAGCCAGUGAAACAUGCAAAGAAGAGAUCAAUGAAAGCAAUACCAAUGAAUAUAAUAAUAUGCAUGAAAAUACAAAGCUAGUCAUAAAUGAUUUAAAAAAAGAAAUAUCCACAUUAGAGAAACCAGCAGAGGGCAGUAAUAAUAUAUCUUCUAAUAAUAAUAUUAAGGAUGAAAAAAAAUUAAUUUAUUCUAAUAAUAAAAUUUUAUUAAAACAAAGGAAUUUACCGAUAAAAAAGGGAAUAAAUACAUACAAAUAUAAUAAUGCAGAAUCAAUUUUACUUGAUGAAAAUAAUAUAUUAACAGCAAAUGUGAAAACGAAUAAUGAAAUAAAAUCUAAUAAUUUAUUUAAAAAUGUUUUAAAUAAAAACGACAAGCAACUAGAAAAAAUGAAUAAAGAUAUCCUUUUAAAUAAAACGAUUGUUCCCAAUUUAGAAGUAAAAAAAAAAAUCUGUAAAGAAAUAUCCUUAAAGAGUACCUUAUCAAAUCUCAAAAUGGAAGAAACAAAAAAAGGAACAAUAAAUUCUAAAGAGAUACAUAGAAAUAAAUUAGAGGAACAAAGAAGAUAUAUAAAUGAAGAUAUAUCAAGUAAAAAUAAAAUUGAACUAAAUAAUCAAGAACAAAAAGGAAAAAUAAAUCAAAUGGAUGAAAUAUCAAUCAUAAACAAAAAUACAUAUUCUAAAAAUUCAUUAAUAAAUGUAGAUAAAAAAGAAAAAGUGAAUUCAUUUUCGAAAAAUGUAUCUACUAUAAAAUCAACUUUAAAUGAAAAAAAUAAUAAUACCGUAGAAGAUGAUAAUGAAUUAGAAAAUAAUCUAACUAAAAAGGACACAACGAAAAACAUAAAAAUGGAAGAAAUAAGCAUAUUAGAGGAAAAUGAAAAUGACUUAAGUUCUUACUUAGAUUCAAAGUAUUCAAACAAAUUUGCAUUACAAACAUUUUCUAAAAGAAUAAUCAAUAAUUUAUCUAUUAAAUCAGAAUAUGAUAGUAAAGCAAACAUAUUAGAAAAAGAAAAAGAGAUGAAUAUAAAAACUAUUAGUAAAAAAAUGAUUAUAAGACCAAGUAAUACUGAUUAUAAAGCAGUUAAUGAGAAACAAAAUCCUUCAGUUACUCCUAAAAGUAAUAUAGAUAUAAAAAUGAAUCAAACAGAAUCUGAAAGUACAAAAAAAGUAUUUGUUAUGACUAAUAAUUUUGUAUCACUCAAGACAGUCAAUAAAAUCAGUGAGAGCAAUAAACAAAAAUUAGAAUUUAAAAAAUUACCAGACAUGUCUACUACAAAAUUACACAGUUUUGAAUCCAAAAUAAGACUAGAAAAGGCUAAUUUGUUUGAUGCAAAUAAUAUAUUAAUCUCUCUGGGAGUAAAAAAUGUGGAAAAUAAUUCUAAAAUUAAAAACAAAGCAUUAAUAUUAAAAAAUUUAUCAAGUAAGUACUCCAUUAAGUCGGUUGUUAAAAAUGUUAACAAAAAUGAAAAAGAAGAAAAUGACAAACCAAUUAUGGAAAUUGGAUCAGAUAAAAUUAUGUUGAAAGCUAAAGGAUUUAAUAUCAAAAAUAACCAAAUAAAAUUAAGUUCAAAAUUUUUAUCAAAUAAAACACCUAUUUAUAUAAAGAAUGAUGACAACUAUAAAAAAAAUAAGGAAGGGACAGAAAAAGAGGUAAAUGUAAAAAGAGGAGAAGAAAGUGCAGGCAUUAGAAAAGAUAUAGAAAUAUUAAAUAAGGAAAUAAAGGAAGAAAAUAAAGAGGUGAAAAAAGAAAAUACAGAUGAAAUAAAAGAAGUAAAAGAAGAAGAAGAAAAAAAAGUAAAAGAAGAAGUAAAAAAAGAAGAAAUAAAAGUAGAAGAAGGAAAAAAAAAAAAAGAAAUAAAAGAAGAAAUAAAAAAAGAAGAAAAAACGAAAAAAGAAGAAAUAAAAGAGGUAAAAGAAGAAGAAGAAACGAAAAAAGAAGAAAUAAAGGAGGUAAAAGAAGAAGAAACAAAAAAAGAAGAAAUAAAGGAGGUAAAAGAAGAAGAAACAAAAAAAGAAGAAAUAAAGGAGGUAAAAGAAGAAGAAACAAAAAAAGAAGAAAUAAAAGAGGUAAAAGAAGAAGAAAUGAAAAAAGAAGAAAUAAAAGAGGUAAAAGAAGAAGAAAUGAAAAAAGAAGAAAUAAAAGAGGUAAAAGAAGAAGAAACGAAAAAAGAAGAAAUAAAAGAGGUGAAAAAAGAAGAAACAAAAAAAGAAGAAAUAAAAGAGGUAAAAGAAGAAGAAACGAAAAAAGAAGAAAUAAAAGAGGUGAAAGAAGAAGAAACGAAAAAAGAAGAAAUAAAAGAGGUGAAAGAAGAAGAAACAAAAAAAGAAGAAAUAAAAGAGGUAAAAGAAGAAGAAACGAAAAAAGAAGAAAUAAAAGAGGUAAAAGAAGAAGAAACGAAAAAAAAAGAAAUAAAAGAAGAAAAUAAAGAAGAAAAAGAGGAUAUAAAAAGUGUUAAUCCAAUUAAUAAGAUUAGGUCAACAAAAAUUAUUCUGAAACCUAAAAUGUACAAUGCUAAAAGUAGUGAGGAAAAAUCAAGUAUAAAAAAUAUUUCUUUUAUAAAAAAGUUUCAUAACAUAAAAAAUUUAUCAACGUUAAAACAAUUUCCCAGUAAAAAAUCUAUAGGCACAGAAAACAAUGAAACAGAUAAAACAGUAGAAGAUAAAUUAAAUACUGAUGAAAGUGAAAAUAUAAGUUGCACUAAUUCUAAAAGUUUCAGUGUUAACGAUAAGAACGAAAAAAAUUAUCAUAAGGUAAAAUUUUCAAAAUCAAUUAAUUCUAAUCCUAUAAAUGAUGAAAACAAGAAUACAGAAAGUACUAUACAAUCAAACCUUUUGCUAGAUGAGCAAAAUAAAAAUGAAAAAAGUGACUACACAACAAAUGGAACAUUUUUGAAUUCUAAUUCAGGAAAUUCAUCUAAAUUUAAUUCAAAUAAUGCACUAAAAAAUCCACUAGAAAAAAAAUUAUUAAAUUUUCCUAAAAAUUCUUUUAAUGAUUCGUUAAAAGGAACUUCAUCCAAAGAAACUAAUGAUAUAAACAAUUUUUCAAAAGAUAACCCAUUUUUAGAUAAAAUUGAAGGAAACAAACCUCCUGUAUUAAAGCAUGAAAAAAGUAUCCCUAAUACGAAAGAAAUUUUAAAAUAUCUUAAAAAUUCCAAAAACGCAUUAAUGCCAAAGGGAAAAAAUGUUCCUACUUUUAAAAAAGAAAAUAAUUUUUAA
This is a messenger RNA of Plasmodium relictum, 6264 nucleotides long. RefSeq names its product conserved Plasmodium protein, unknown function. The transcript has a single exon. Lineage: Eukaryota; Apicomplexa; Aconoidasida; Haemosporida; Plasmodiidae. Bases 1 to 6264 code for a protein of 2087 amino acids. The record is from RefSeq and is a predicted model, not a curated record.